Messenger RNA from Parnassius mnemosyne (clouded apollo), 3080 nucleotides. Lineage: Eukaryota; Metazoa; Arthropoda; Insecta; Lepidoptera; Papilionidae. The record is from the annotation of a GenBank genome assembly.
AGUCUCUCGCCGUGUCUCUAAUCGCGCAGCAUCCGCGCUCACUUCGUCGCUUCUUGUUUAAUCUAAUAUUUUCUUACGAAUAGUAAUUUUUGUAUAGAUUUGUAUUGGAACACUAACAGAAGUUUAUUUAGUUUUAACUUGCGUAUUAAUAAUAUUAAUUUUGUUUUGGUUAUCUUCAUUAUGGUGAAAAGUGAAAAAUGUGGACGAGUAGACGGAUUUGAUAUUGUCAACAUGGUCAUAAAUUUAAAAUGACUUAUCCUAUAGUAACCCUUCUGCGACUAUGAGCAAGCAUUGAGCGGGCGAGAUGGACGACCCGGAGCGAAUCGCGCGAGAUGGCGCCGCGUGUGCGCUGCGCAAUAAUCAAACGAAGCCGCCUGAAGGUUUAUACUGCGAGGGUACGUUCGACACUUGGCUGUGUUGGCCCCACACGCCAGCGAACUCCACAGUCUACGAGCACUGCCCUGAAUUUGUCCAUGGCUUUAGCCCUGAACUGAUGGCGCACAAAGAGUGCACUGAGAACGGGACGUGGUACAAACAUCCGCUAACUGGUUUACCUUGGUCCAACUACACAACUUGUGUGAAGCCGGAAGAUGUAAGUAAACAACAACACAGCUGAGUCUUUUCAAGUGAAAACUUCUUUAGAAUCGUUAUGAUUUGAAACUCGAUGAAAACGAAAAAGCGACACUAAAAAGAGACAAACGUAUACAUCCAUAGAAUUUAGUCUGCGGGAGAAUGAAAUAGAAUAUUAUAUUAUUCGUAUUUAGGACAUCUAGCGUCUAUUUUACGUACCAACUUAUAGUCAAUCAAUUAUUGUUCGAUAAAAUGACUUUACCUAUAGAAUGGAGUAGAUGAUGCUAUAACAAAGCAAUUUCACUCAAAAGAAAAUAUUGUUUUCAUUUAUUACACUAAAAUUAGGUUCUACAUGUCUUGAAAUAAGGAUCAUAAUAUUUAUCUUCUCUAUAAUAUAAAAAUCAAUAGCUGUGUUAGUCUCGCUAAAACUCGAAAAUUACUGAAGCGAUGUUAAUGAAAUUUUCUGUGUUAGAGUGGGAUGUAAACGAUUCACAAUUAGAGAUCCGGAAAUCACCCGUGCGAAGCCGGGGCAGAUCGCUAGUUCGUUAUAAAAUUAAAAUUUUGUUUCAUAUUUUAUGCUGCGCUUGUAGAUGAAAAUUAUCAUAUUAUUAAAUAAUCUCAUUUCAAGGUUUCGCUUCGCAUGCGGUAGCGUGUGAAAUGCACAUUUUAAUUAUAUUAUCAAUGAUUUUCAGGACGUCAGUGAAAUAAUCACCGUGUACGAGAUGGGCUAUAGCGUAUCGCUCGUCGCAUUACUUGUCUCGCUUGGUAUACUUUUCUACUUUAAGUAAGUGAGUUUUCGACGUUUUAAAAUCAGCAAAAGUAAUCAAUAGUACAUUCAGGAUUACAAUUAUUUUUUAAUUUGCAGAAGUCUACGGUGUGCCCGAAUCACAGUGCAUAUGAAUCUCUUCGCGUCGUUCGCUGCGAAUAACGCGUUUUGGUUGGCAUGGUAUGGCCUCGUAAUACGCUCCCCCUCAACUUUGAGCGACUCACCGGUAUGGUGUCGCAUCCUCAACGCUGUACUUCAGUACGUCCUGCUUACUAACUAUACGUGGAUGCUGUGUGAAGGGCUGUACCUUCAUACGGUGCUAGUCAGUGCGUUUGUGUCGGAACGCCGUUUGGUACGCGCUUUGCUGGUGGCAGGAUGGCUGUUACCUGUACUACCUGCUAUCAUUUACGUCAGUCGCCGUGCCGCAGCUGAUGAGCAGUUGUGUUGGAUGGACGAUGGUCCUCCCAGGCUGGAACUUGCCGUGCUUGUAUGCAUCGCUGUAGUUCUCAACCUUGGCUUUCUAUGCAACAUUGUCCGCGUUCUUUGUACGAAGCUCCGCGCAGGUGGCGCGGCUGGUGGUGCAGCGCGUCCCUCCGCUACCGCACUCCACGCAUUACGCGCGACCUGUCUUUUAGCACCCUUACUUGGGUUGCAGUACUUAUUGACGCCUUUUCGGCCGGACCGUACGGCAAGCUGGUGGCUCGUGUACGAGUAUAUAUCAGCGCUGACAAUCUCACUGCAGGGCUUGUGCGUUGCGGUGCUCUAUUGCUUUUGCAACGGCGAAGUAUUGGCCCAACUGCGGCGCCGUUGGCGGGUACUAACGUUCCGGCCUCGCGCCAACUCCACUACUAACACCACGGUGUCUGUAAGUAGACUGUUGGAGCGUUGAAUGUUUUCCGUAGUGUGCUAUAUAAUAUGACAGAUGCAUGUGUUCCAGUUUGUGCGGUCGGCUGCUCCGGGGGCGGGGGAGGAUAAAGUGUGACUGGCGGCGGGCGGCGGAUGCGCGGGUGCCGCGGGGGAUAAUGGGAACAUGGUGGACGGUCAAGACAAGAACGAGAGACGACGUAGUGACGGUCGCCACAUACGCUUCGAUUGUGUGGACAGCGACGAAGACGCGCCUCCGCAUACUCGACUGCUCUAAGUUCCUUCCCCCCGCUACCCUCAUUUUGAAUGUGCCGCGCCCGCUGCCCCUUUAUUUACCCAAUUAGUUUUAAGUGAACAAUAAUUUGUCGGGAUCAAACUUUGAUGUGACAAUUGUGGGUCACAAGUGAACUUAUAGAGACGAUUGACGGAUCAAUCGAACCGGGUUCUUUACUUUAAGAUAGUUCUAUUACCGUUAUGUAUGAUAAUGAGAUGAGCUAUGUAUGAUUGUUGAUUAGUACCUUUAAGAGAAAUGCAUAUAGCUAACAGUAUAUAAAUCUUGUGUUGUUAAUAGAAAAAUGCAAAGACCGAACGAGUCAUCGAAAUAAAUAAUUGUAAUACAAAAUCAUUCUUACCACGUUUUUAUUGUACCCUAGCUCAUUGCAAGGAAACAUUAAAAUCGAUUGCUAAAUUUGUACCGAACAAAUAGAAAAGACCGACAUAAAAACGUGGUAAGAAAUAUGCGCCUUUAUCUUAUAUCUCUUCAUUUUAUUAUAUUUUUGUAACCGUAAAAUUAUAUUUUGUACUGUUUAAUGCAAUGUGAGGAUUGUAAAUAUUUGUAUAUAGUUUUGUAAACUGCAAAUACAAACAUUUCACGAGGUGU